Phragmites australis (common reed) is the source of this 953-nucleotide messenger RNA. Its product is annotated as SKP1-like protein 1. Gene Ontology annotation, cellular component: cytoplasm; nucleus. The record is from RefSeq and is a predicted model, not a curated record. Gene Ontology annotation, biological process: SCF-dependent proteasomal ubiquitin-dependent protein catabolic process. Bases 123 to 662 code for a protein of 179 amino acids. The transcript is spliced from 2 exons. Gene Ontology annotation, molecular function: cullin family protein binding. NCBI's taxonomy places the organism in Eukaryota, Viridiplantae, Streptophyta, Magnoliopsida, Poales, Poaceae.
CACCCACUCAACCCAUCUCUGCAAUUCCCAAUCUGCCCUCGUCAAUCUCGGUGCGCCGUAGAGCAAGGUAGGGUUUCGUCCCCUUCCACGACCGUCCCGAUCCGGCGGCUCCAUCCACCCCCAUGGCGGCAGAGGGCGAGAAGAAGGUGAUCACGCUCAAGAGCUCCGACGGCGAGGAGUUCGAGGUGGAGGAGGCGGUGGCGAUGGAGUCGCAGACCAUCCGCCACAUGAUCGAGGACGACUGCGCUGACAACGGCAUCCCGCUCCCCAACGUCAACUCCAAGAUCCUCUCCAAGGUCAUCGAGUACUGCAACAAGCACGUCCACGCCGCCGCCGCCGCGGCCGCAGCUUCCAAGGCCGGCUCCGACGACGCGAGCGCUGCUGCCGCCCCGGCCACCAACAGCACUGCCGCCUCCGGCGAGGACCUCAAGAACUGGGACGCCGACUUCGUCAAGGUCGACCAGGCCACCCUCUUCGACCUCAUCCUGGCUGCAAACUAUCUCAACAUCAAGGGACUGCUCGACCUCACCUGCCAGACCGUUGCUGACAUGAUCAAGGGCAAGACUCCUGAGGAGAUCCGCAAGACCUUUAACAUCAAGAAUGACUUCACCCCCGAGGAGGAAGAGGAGAUCCGCAGGGAGAACCAGUGGGCCUUUGAGUAGGGAAGCGUUCAAGGCUUGAUCUCCUUGUUGUCUAGAUUUCGUCGUAUCUACUACCUUGGUAUGGUCUGCAUUUAUGUGUCCGCAUAAUGUUUGUAAGUAUUUUUAUGGGUGAAACUGAUGUGAUCACAGUUCCGUACUUCUGAGUCACUUAUAUCUAGUUAAAUAUCAUGACUCAGGUGGCUGCUUCCCUAAGAGCUUUAGUUUGAUUGUGGUGGCAUGGUCUUUAUUCUCUGUGGAUGUUUUGCGAUGGAAAUUUCAUAGUGAAUCCCAAUACAGAAUAUCCGUUGUUAU